UUUCGCUGGCUGCGGAGCCGUGCUCGUGGACGGCCUCUCCACUUUUUUCCGCCGCCUUCCGCGCGAACCUGCGAAUCUCUGGAGUGUCCAUACACCUGAGAUGUCUUUUUUCGCUUGGCGCGUGGCUUUCCACUUCGAGCUCAAACCGGCACAACACUUGCAGAUGCUUCGCUCGUCGUCAGGCCGAUUUCCGUUUCCCUGCGACUUUGCGCACAUCCUUCCCCGUCGCUGUGUGUCCCCAGCUCCAUGUCUAGAAAACUCGUGCGACGAAAGGAGGCGAAUCUCAGCGGUGCUUCCACGCGAUUUGUAACCUCCGAACUGGAAAACGGUCUUCCGCCGAUUUGUGCCGUUCCUCAGUUUUGGACCGACGCACCAGAAACCCGGGGGAAAGCGGCGCCGCGCGCCGAAGGAUUUUCUUCUUCUGUGCUCUCUCUUGUCUCUUGGCUGAAUGCGAUUGUCCUUAACUCUUGUCUUUUGAAAACGAAGGCGAAGCUCGCAACAUCCGCAGACGGCGCAAAUCUUCGUCUUCACCGUUUCCCCAGAUUCUUGCCUUUUUUGGGGUCUCCUCUAAGACGUAAUUCUCUUUCUCGUUCUACACUUCCCAGAAGGCUGGCUCCGCCUCCCCCGUUUUUCGUCGUCCGGCAAGUCUCUCGCCCGCUCUCGGGUCCCGCGCGCGUCGAGUUGUGUACAUUCUCGGAUCUGUCAAAGAAUUUUCCCCUCAGUUCUCUCGGCUUCUCUCCCUAUCACCGCCACCUUCCGCUUCUUCGCCUCGGUUCCUCCAAGGACACGCUGCUCGUGUGUUCGAGUUGUGAAUCACGAGGGAAGGAAAUAAAUCAUCGACUUCUCGUGGCUUGUUUUUUUGACAGAGGAACACCGCCCGUGUCUGCUUCCCGUGUCGCGCUUCUGUAGUUCGUCUCGGUCUCUUUCCUGUGCAUGGGCCAUCGGGCUGUCUCCUCUCUCGCUCUUUUCCUCUGCGGAGAGUCGGGGAUCCUUCUUAGCAAGAAAAGUUGAAUCCUGGGACCUGCGGAGGAAAAGAUCAACGCGAUACCCGAUAGGAGUGCAAGAAGCCGACGACUUCAGUGCGGUGAAAAACCUGCAUCGACAAGGACUCAGAGUGUCCCCGAACAUAUCUUUUCUGAGAUGUUUUCGACCCCUCAGAACCGACACGGCAGCACAAGAGCUCGCGAAGAGCGCCGCUCCCCGUUCCAGUUGUUCCCCCUCUCGUUUUUCCAUCGUCCGUGGCGAGCCUCUGUGUUUUUCCCCGGGCGGUAAGCCAACGAGGGAAGCCAGCCUCGACUUCGAGUGCAUGGACAGCGCCUACAGAGAGCAUCCGCUUUGAUUGCGGUGACCUCAUUGUGUCUUCUGGAGUGAGGUGAGCGCAGAGCGCGAGAGGAGGGAAGACGAGACGAGAAUGGCGAGCGAAGUGGAGAGGAGGUAGAGGUCCGUCCUGGCGGCCCUUCGAGUGUCUAGACCGCCGAAAACGAGUGGACGCCUGGCCGUGGUGCGCGCAUUUCUUGUCAAAAGUAACUUUCGAAAUAUUUUCUUUGGAGUCGCUCGAGUCUCCUGUCGAUCGACACACGAGCUUCACCUUCGUCUAGAAAACAGGUCCACUUUUUCCUUCCGUCGGCUCUCUAGAGUUCCCUUCGGUGUUGGAUGUCUUUCCCUCCGCUCGGAGAGGCCUGGAGAAGACGCGUUUGCUUUUGGCGCAAAUUUGUGCUGGGUCGCUUUUCAACUUUCUUUUCGCGGAUGUGUGGGCUUAAGUUUCUCGUAUUUGACGCCUUUGCUUCCUCGACUUUUUGCCGACCUUCUUUCUUCUUUCUCCUCUGCUUUGAGACCUCGUUUCCGUCUUGCUCUCCUGUCCUCCGCCGUUCUUUUCGCGAAGCGUGUCAAACUUUCUGCCGACGUUUCCCCUUGAACGGGGCACUCCACCUCUUUUGCGUCGGCCCAGAUUCACCUCAGAGCGGAGGGCGGCAGGUCGCGUUCGAACACAGAAGAGGGUGGAAGAAACCGGUUCCACCUGAGUCUUGUGUAGUUACACGGGAGCGAUGAGUUGACAUGGACUGAUGCAGUCUGAGGAAGGAACUCUCUCUCUUUUCUGACCUAUCUGAGGAGUAUACUUUUAGUCGUUCUUGCACACAGAGGCCUUUCUACGGGUCUCUCCUUUUCUAUCGGCGUGCCAUUCGCUCUCGGUGCGCUUCUGCGUCGGCAGCCCUCGAUAUUCUUUGCUUUUUCUUCCACUCUCCGCUCUCUGGCGACUCGUUUCCACUCCAUUCACCGCUCUUGCCGAACGCCGAGCCUCCCGCACAGCACAGCUGCUUGCCUGGUCCCGCCGUGAACGCGCAUUUCUUUUGUGUAUCUCUUUCUCGUCUCUUUCCGCUCUUCGACUCCUGUUGGGGGGUGUCUUUGCCCCCCGACGGGAUGAGGCUCCGCGAGCACUCUCUCCUUUUGUGCGUCGACGCCAUGUCGAGAGACUCUCCUGUCGCUUCGCCGGCGCAUUCGGGCGUCUUUGGUCCAAGUGCAGACGCGAAAGUCUCUGAGGUUUUCUCACUUCCGUCGCUCUCUGCAAUCCCACGGGCGGCUUCUGCAAGUUCCCUGUCUCGAGAGAACUCGCUCGUUUCGUCGCGAAGGGCAUCUCCGUCGGUCUCGCCUCCCGCAGGGUCUCCACUCUGGAGGCUCGUGCGUCGGUGUGGCCAAGGAGAGGGAGAGAGGGAGAACGUCGAGCGAUGCAGACUCCGGGAGAGAAGAGAAGAAUGCGGAGCAGCCCGGAGGGGUCCGCCAGCUUCAGCUGCCACCAGCGACUGCUCCUGCCCUUCGGCAGGGGACAGGCGCCGCGUGCAAUCGAGGAGACGAAGAGCGCGAACUUUCCAGGGGAGAUCGUUCUGUGGAAACCACGUUUCCACUGAGGCAGAGAGAGAAGGAGAGACAGAGGGAGAAGAAGAGACAGAGGGAGAAGAAGGGAGAGAAGAAUACGACUCAAAGAGAAGAGGGAGACUAGCGAGAAGACUCGGUCGACGAUUUGUCAUUGCUGCUGCAGAAAGAGGACGGAAGCGAGAGGGGGAAGAGACAAUCGUUUUGCGGGGGAACCAAGGGGAGUGCUGGCAGGAGGCACAGAGAACUGCAGACUCUCCCGACUGCUCAUCUUCGUCCGUUUGUUGUUUCGGCGGGAGUUGUUCGACAGCCUCUCAGUGUUGCGCGUGCAUGCGUCUCGCUUCUGUCUCUUGCCUGUCGCCAAGUUCUUCUUUCUCCACUUUCCAUUGUUCUCUUCCAGCUGUCUCCUCCGCGUCAGCGGCAUUCGUGUGUCCGAGAGAACCCCCCGGAAGUGACUCGAACUCCUCACCCUCCUGUGCCUCUUCUCGUGGUUUCUCUCCGUCUUCGCCGAAAGCAACUGUCUCUUCGUCACGACCGUCGUCGUCUUCAGCCUCGCCGUUGCGGUCUUCGUUGUCUGCGCCUUCUGGUCUGUUCCCUGUUGGAAGUGGCUGCUCUUCCGACGUCUGCGUGUCUGUUCCACUGCCUGCGUUGUUUCGCGGAUGCAGAGUGCACAGCUCUGCACCGAGUUCGCGGACUGAGCAGGGGACCGCGUUGCUGACGGGGGCGCCGCCGUCUGCGAACGAGCUGGAGGCGGCGUCUGCGAUGGCGAAUCCGACGAAUUCUUCGCGCUUUUCUCGCGUGAAAACGGUCUCCUUCGCCACGCUGAGUGAGUGUGGAAGCUCGCACAUCUCGCGUCGGAGCGACUCUGCGAGCGAACCGGAGGCCGAGCGCGAGAAGCCGGGGCUCUGCUCGAUGCGAGUCGCGCGGCGAGAGUCCUCGCCGGCUGCGCGGUCGCCGGGUCGCCAGAGCGAGCGGCGCGGAACCGACAGUUCGUGCACUUCGCUUCCGCAGCGGUCCGACCGCGCAGGGCGCGACCGCGUCGGCAGCCGCGGCUCCGCGGAGCAGCGGAGCAGCACAUCCUCGCGACGCGUCUCCGACCACUCGCGCGCGGAGGCUGGGCUCUGGUCCGCGGGUCCGGGGGACUCGGGCGCGAGUCUGGAGCCGGACCUGGAGAGCCGCUCGGCGUUUCUGCGGCGGUGUCGCGCGCGACUGGCGGCGGCGCGCAGAAAGGUCUGUCAGGCUUUCCAGAGCCUAGCGGAGCACGACCUCGUUUUCCGGAUGAAGGAAGACCUCGCCCAGAUGCGCCACGAGAGCUCGCUGCGCUCUGUGUUCGCCGACGCAUGUCGGGAACGCAGCGGCGUCGAGAUGAGUGAACGCACGCGACUGUCCGUCGGGGGGGGGACGGGGAGGCACUUGUCUGUGGGGACGUCGACGCACAAAGAAGGCUCAACACACAAGGAGGGCAGCGAGAAGGAACGCAUUCGAGACGGAGGCUCGGCGUCUCCGAGCACGCACCUAAGUCGUUCGGGGUCGGGCGAUGUGAUCCUCAGACGCUUCCCUCUCAAGUUUGUCGACCGCGGUCUCGAGGACUUGUUCGCGGACAACAUCAACCGCUGGAUGGCGACGCGUCUCCUCCUUAUGGGCGUGCUGUCCCUCGUCGUCACCAGCGUCAUGUGGCCACUGAUGGCUUGGUCCUUCAACCUCCUCGACGCGUUCAACCACAGCGAACCGCUCGGCAUUCUCUUCCACAUCAACAUGGCCGUCACGGUCUUCGUCGCCGUCCUGUUCAUCGUCACCAAGCGGUGCAGACACCUCGCGGAACAUGCGGAGUUGAUCGCAGACGGAGGCACCUUCCUCGUCGUCACCAUUUGGGGGAUAUGGAAUACGACGGCGUCGUACAUUUUGGAGCACAGCUACGUUCAAGACGUGAUUGGCUCUGCAUAUCCGAUGCAUCCCGCGGACGCGCCCAUCAGUCUGGAGAAAACAUCUGCGUGGUCAACGUCUCUCGAGGCCUCCAGUGCCGUCGCAUAUCUCUACGGCCUGCUUCUGAUCGUCCAGCUGGACGUCGUGUAUCCGUCCAGAACGCGACGCACUUGGCAGGUCCACUUGAUGUUCUUCGGAUUCAGCACCGCGUCGAUUGUCAUCCGCGGAGCCCUAAAUCCGGAUUUCGUCCCUGUGCCUUUCGUCGUUAUUCGCGCCCUCACGUAUCUCAUGCUGACGGUCUUCCUUUUCAUCGGCCGACACGCAACAGAACUGCAGCAAAGGCACACCUUCUACAACUGGCUGACGACGAGGAAGCGCAUGGAUCGCCUGGAGUCGGAUUUGAAGCGUCAGCGAGAGAAGGUGAAGGUUUCGACGGCGGUGGAGCAGCUGGUGCACAUGGUGAAGCACUGCAUGGAGAGUUGUCAGACGGUGGAAAGCGAGGUCGGGUCUGAGCUGCAUGUCAGCUACCGCAGCUUGUUGAUUGACUGCCACCAAACGCUGAGUCGAUGUCUCUCGAUUCUCACCCACACUUCCGACUUGUACACGGUCCAGUUCGGGGACCUCGACUCGGACGCCCAUCGCGACAUCAUUCAGGCGUUCUUGAACAACCACAACUCGUCCCCAGCAGACUGGACUCGUGUGACGACCGCGGCGUACACGCGGGGCGUCGAGGACGGCUGCUGGUCGGCCUCGGAUGCGUCGAGCGAGGCGAAGUCUGGGGACCUCGGAACGCCGUUCGCAGGCUCCGAGGCGCUGGCCCUCGUCCGCAGAGACAGCUCACACUCCUGGGCGUCGAGCCGAGGUGCGUCCGCUUGGCCUCUCCAGGCGAACUGGACGGGAACGCUCGACGGCGUCCACGUCCACGCCUUCCUGCAUGCAGUCCCCGAGGCCUGCGGCGGUGCAGCGACACCCGAGCACGACGGACUCCGCGGCGAGGGCCUGGGAGACCUGGGGCGCGCUUCCCCGCGCCGCCAGGCUGGGAGGCAGUUGACGCGCCUCGACGAAGGCCGCGAGCGGGACUCAGAGCCGGAGGACCUCACAGAUGAUGGCGACUCGGCGGAGCCUCCGAAGAACGCGGCGAGCGAGACGGAGGAGAAGGUCUCCGUUCCCGACAACGGCCGAAAGACCCCGACGCAGGCUCUCGGCGAGAUGAAGCCUGGACUGACCUCGAAAGGUCUCCACGAUACCUUGGCGCGAGUGCGUGCUUCGACGCACAGAGAAGUCGAAAGCCGAGGCCGUGAGCGACGAGGCGACUCUGCUCCUUGCUCCUCGCCGAGCCAGCGACUGACGCCUCAAUCCCUCGCCGACUUCCAGGCUCGACUUCGCUACGAGGCCUUGAUUAAACUCGUGAAUGCUUCCCCUCGGACCCCCGAGCUGUCUUUGGGCAUCCCUGUGAGCGAAGAAGCCGCGCGCGACUGGAACUUCGACUGUCUUCGUCACGCGCAGCUGUCGCCCACACCUCUCGUCGACGUCGGAUAUGCGUUGCUUCACCGAACGAGCGAAGAUAUGAGGCUUCCGCCAGACGUAGUGCUGAGGUUCCUGACGGCAGUCGAGAUCCAGUACAACCACGUGCCGUACCACAACUGCAUUCACGGCUUAAUGGUGGCACAAAAGAUGGUCGCUCUGACUGAAGUCCUCGAGUUGAGUCAGUCGAUCGGCAGCCGGGAUCGGGCCUUGGUCGUCGUCGCUGGUCUCUGCCACGAUAUCGGCCAUCCUGGGAGGAACAACGCUCUUUUCAUCAACGCCCUAGACCCCGUAGCUGUCCUCUACAACGACAAGAGCGUUCUCGAAAACUACCACUCCUGCCUGACGUUCAAAACUCUCGAACUCCCCGACUGCGACAUCUUCUUCUCCCUCAGAACCAAAGACUACCACAUGGUGCGCUCGCUGAUCAUCGAUUUAAUUCUCGCCACCGACAUGAAGAAUCACUUCGAAACUGUCUCUCGAUUCCGUGUCCGGAGAAACGCGCUGGACUUCGACUUGAGCAGCGAAGAAGACUUUUGGUUUGCUGUAAAGAUCAUCAUGAAAUGCGCCGACCUCUCGCACUGCAGCGUUCCGUGGUCGCAGCACUUUCAGUGGUGUCAGCGACUUUCUGUGGAGUUCUACGAUCAGGGGGACGAGGAAGUCGCGCGACAUCUGCCGAUGUCUCCCCUGUGUGACCGCGAAAAGCACAGCGAAGUUGCCAAGUCUCAGCUAGGCUUCAUGAGCUUCGUUGCUGUUCCUCUGUUUGAAGAGUUGAUGGCGAUCGACGGCACUGGAAACAUCGAAAAGUACUGCAUAUCGGUGAUGAAGACGAACGCUUCUCACUGGGAGGCGUUGUCUUCGGCUGCAGUGCCGGUGCCUCUGCUGGGCGAGGCUCCCUCACCCGAUGUCGCUCCUCCACUUCUGCACUUGAUCGAUGGAUCUGGCGCAGCUGCAGUGCAUCCUGGAAGCAAAGCCGCAGAAAUCGCAAACAGAUAUGCUUCGUCAACUGUCACCACUCUCGACUUAACUUGUCUCGUGUACAGAACGCAGUUAAAUCGAGCGCGAAGAAGCAGCCAACAAAGUGGAAGAAGAGUAUCUGAAGGCACAUCCGCCUAGAGCGGCGCUUCUCUCCUCAGCAGACCUCAAACGAUCCAUCGAUCUAUCGAUCUAUCUAUAUAUGUAUAUGUGCAUAUGUAUAUGCAUAUGGAGUGAUCAAAGGGCAUAUCGAACGGUCUAUGUCCGUUGUUACAUACACAUAUCUGUGGAUGUCUAUUUUUAUACAUGUAUAUAUAUAUAUAUAUGCAUGCAGAUAUAGGUUGAUGUGUAUGGAUACGAGUAAGUCCGUCUCUGUAUUUAUAUGUAUAUCUAUAUAUGUAUGUAUUCACAGAGCAGAAGCGGAUUUGAUAACGUGGUGUGUACUGGAGAGAUUCUCUUGCGUUUGCGGAUGCGGAGAGAACGUCGCGGGGGAAGGGAGGGCGUGACGAGAGAAGAACGCGGCGGCGACUCUUCUCUGCAUGCAAACGUACUCUGCAUUCCAGCUGUUUGAUGCAGACGUCAAACCCCCGUGUGUCAAGUACGCGUGCCUCCCCCACACUUGCUGAAUAUGAAAGCGUUUCAAAGGAACCACUGAGGACAGACGCGCGUUGAGAGAUGCCUGCAGGUGCAUGCGGACUCGGGGAGGAAAUCAGGUCUGAGGUCGAAGGCGGUUGAUGUGAAGGAGUAGAGCAGCGCAAGUCGGUUUUUCAAAGCCGCGCCUCCUUUUUCGAGGCGCGAGAACCCCGCGGUCUUGCCUUCGAGUGGCUGCAUGCGAAGGAGGGAAUGCCUGCUGUCGAAGCAGGCUGCAUUAGGUAGAAGGACGCGAGGCAAAAAAGAAGAGGGAGCAAGGAGAAAGAGAGAAGAACGAAAGGGGAGACAGAGAGGAAGAAGAGGAGAGAGCAAAGGAAGGACGAGGGGAGACAGAGAGGAAGAAGAAAGAGAGAGCGAAGAGGAAGAAGAGGAGAAGGAAGAAGAGAAGGAAGAAGAGAAGGGAGAAGAGAAGGAAGAAGAGAAGGAAAGAGAAGUAAGGGCCGAGAGAAAAGGAAAGGGUGUUCAUCGCACAGGACUGGCGAGGAGGGUGACGUCGAUGGCGGCUCGUGGGGACUUUGUGUCUGCUCUGCAGAAGAGAAAAGUUGCGAGAGAAAGAGUGAUGUCGGCCUUCUCCUGUGCCAGGCAGCAACCGGUUGCUGUCCAUGUCUCCAGGAACGCAUUUACGAUUUUGCGUCAGAUGGCGAACUGCAUUUCUCGAUUCGUAGACUUUGCACAGGUUCCUGGAGAAACAGACAGGGGCAAAGGAGGGAUGGAGAGAAACAGAGAAGGGAGCGAAGCGGGAAAGAGGAAGAAGAGCAUUUUUGCCCACGAGGUGGACCGAAAGAGGAGAGAGACAGAGCUGGAUUCGCGCCUCCAUUUUCGAACUGUUUCCUGACUUUUUUGGAACUUAUGAAAACAAGGGAAUAUGGUAGUUCUGCAAUCGUCCGCUCGCAUGUGAAACAGGAAGUUUCCAAAAGUACAGUGUGUGGGGAAUGUGCCAUUCGCGCUGUGUAAAUAUGUGGCGGUCUCAGCUGGAACGCAACAUUUUUCCAGUGGCGUUUUCUGGAUGUUUGUGCGCUCCAGCGUCGUCCCAGUUUCCUUUUCUUUCGAGUGCUCGUCCAAAAAGCGAUUCCAAGCCCCACCGUAGUUUCGGUUCCUAUCGAACUUUGAUGAGACGCCCGCGAAGUGCGUGAACGACUUCGAC
Molecule: messenger RNA, 9085 nt
Organism: Toxoplasma gondii ME49
Lineage: Eukaryota; Apicomplexa; Conoidasida; Eucoccidiorida; Sarcocystidae
Product: 3'5'-cyclic nucleotide phosphodiesterase domain-containing protein
Exons: 11
Coding region: 2419-7431 (1670 amino acids)
Biological process (GO): signal transduction
Molecular function (GO): 3',5'-cyclic-nucleotide phosphodiesterase activity
Source: RefSeq, a predicted model, not a curated record